This is a messenger RNA of Uloborus diversus, 3314 nucleotides long. RefSeq lists its product as uncharacterized. The coding region runs from base 95 to 547 and encodes 150 amino acids. Gene Ontology annotation, biological process: sleep; positive regulation of voltage-gated potassium channel activity; regulation of synaptic transmission, cholinergic. NCBI's taxonomy places the organism in Eukaryota, Metazoa, Arthropoda, Arachnida, Araneae, Uloboridae. The transcript has 3 exons. The record is from RefSeq and is a predicted model, not a curated record.
AGAACCACUGGCCUACAUUCUAAUUUCGCGUGUCCGUGUUUCAAGCGAAAAUUUUUCUUCAAGGACGAGUCCCGAACGAAAGAUGUCUCCUUAAAUGAUGUCAUCAAAGGUGGUCCUCCUGCAGGGGGUGAUCCUCAUCCUCUUUGCCACCUCACAAGUGAAAGGUCGUAUUCGUCGCUGCUAUGUUUGCCGUUCGAGGGGUGAGCUUGGAGACUGCAAAGACCCCUUCCAGUACAACAGCACUACAGUGGAAGAUUUAAGAGGGGUAGAAGCUGCUCCCUGCGCAUCAGGAUGGUGCGCCAAGAUAAUUGAAGGAGAGAAUAGUGAUUUUGACACUGCAACUGAACGCAUGUGUGUUCAAAGGCCACCAACAGAUGGUGAGGAAAGGUGUUCGGAUACAAUCUUCGACAGAAAGCCAGUCUAUAUGUGUUUCUGCUUGGGGGACUUGUGCAACGGUGUGUCGAUCCCUGGAAGCAUCAGCCAUCAGUUACUGUUUCUUUGUUCUGCUUUCGUUUUUAUCUUGGCCAGAAGACAAUUGAUGGCAUGAACCUAUGUUGAAAAUUAGAAAACUAUCAAUGCAAUAUUCAAAUAGGUAGAAUAUUUCGAAGCCAUGAAUGAACUGCACGUAACACCAAAUGGCUAGGCAAAAUGAAACCUUCCACACCUACUAUUUGCACAGCUUAUUGGUUAGGUGUGGCCCAGGUCAGUUAUGGCAAAAAGUAGCAGCAGCUUCUCCGGAAAAUUUUUCAAUGAAGUUCCUUGCCAUCAUAUUUAUUUUUGUUGUUACAUCAGCUGGAGCAUAACCUCAACACUUUCCUUACUUUAAAUUUUUCUGUGAUCUUUUUUCUUCCCUUUCGUUUUCAAAUUUCCAUGAGAAAGCUCUUGCUUCCAGCAACAGUUACAAUGAUGGCUCAAAACUUUCUUGAAACAAGAGGGUUUAUUCAAGAAGCUAUUAAGCUUUUGAAUAAAAUAUAAAAAGCUUCGAAUCAGAAGCUAGUGUAAAUAAUAAUAGCUUGCACAUUUCACAAUAAAAGUUUUCAUUUUUUUUUUUUUUUUUUGAAUAAAGUGUAUAUAAAUAACAUUUAUAACCUUAAUGUAAUGCAGUGCAUUUCUUCUGUGGGGAAAAAAAUAUAUAUGCAGUAGAGUCUCUAGAAAGUUUGAGGUUCUGCUUAAUCCAAGGUGCUUCAUUUAUACUUUAAGUUUAAUUUUUUAGCAGCUAAAAAAAAUUCAUUGAAAUCUGAAAAUGAAAUCUUAUGCAACUAUGAAACUAAUUAACUACAAACAGUAAAUAUUUAAAAAAAAACGUUGAGAUUGGUUUCAACAACUACCUAAGUGGCACAAAAUAUUCAUCGACUACAAGGUAUGUAUUAAGAGAUGCCUUGGAGAUAACUUGAUACACAAAAUUCACAUUGAUUUGCCACAACGAAUGUGUUAACAUCCCUUUUGGAAUAUCUGAUUGCAAUUAAAAUAAAAGGUGUUCAAAUAAAAUCAAAACAGAAGGUGUGAAGCCAUUGAAAUUUCAAUAGACAAAAUUUAAACCUUCCACAAAUAAACAGUUUUAGUUAUGCAAGAUACAUACAUAUACACGCACUCAUACCUGUAGAUAACCUCAUGAGACUAAAUUCAUUGAAAUGGAUUCGGGCGCAUUCAAAAUGCAUGUUUUGGUUUCCUACAAAUGUGCACACAUAAAUACUUACAGACAUCGUAAAAACGUAAAAUCAAAAUUCUUUCAGACGUAAUUGAAAGGAAAAUUUGUGUUGAAAUUUAAGUGAUAAAUUUUUUGUGAAGACAAUACUUCAUUUCCUUUGUACGAGGAAGUAAAGUUUUGCCGAAUAGUGUCAAUUUUUAAUCUGGAAGAAUUUUCCAGAUAAUCCGAGUUUCCAGUAAUCCGAGGUGACGUGGGUCCUAAUUAACUCAGAUUUUUGAGAUUCUAGUGUAUAUAUUAUUUUUCUCCCUGCUUGCUUUUUAAGGUAAAGAUGACUAUAUGAGCACAUUUCUAAGUGACUUCGUAAAGUAAUGAAAUUUUGAAUUUUGAAAAAAAAAAUCGAACAAUUCAUGUAAAAUAUGCAUUUUUUUCACCAACAGCAUUCCUAUUAGACUUAAUAAGUGAAAUUAAAUAUAUAUGUUCUGAGUGAAACUUGAUUUUUGAGACCACGAAGUGUUCAUCCGAAGUAAAUGAACUGCUUAAUUUUUUUCUUUACAAGGCAUUUUAAGAGAUCUUAUGCAUAAAUUUCAUUUAGGCACAAAGUGUAUAUAAUUGACGCUCAUUAUAACGACCACAUACAUAUUAUAAAGACCGUCCCAUUAUAACGCCCGGUGAAAAAAGUCCCAACUUUGUUGCUAUGAACUCUAUGUUAAUAUGCUUUUGACAUAAAGACCGCUCUGUAUCGUUUAAUCCAAUACAGCGACCAAAUUCAGCGGAUGUUAUUUCUGGUGUUCCUUCCAAUAAAACAACUUUGUAAUUUGAAAUGACCUCUGUUAUUGUUUAUGGACGUCUGCCUGGAGUGUUAAAUAUAAAACCCAACUUUGAGAAGGGGGGAGGGAAUUACCACUCACCACAGCUAGCACAGAAAAAAUAAUAAUGGGAGGACAAAGAGAAAUUUUCAGAUUCCUAAGAAAAGGGAGCUGACAGAUGUUUUGGUAGUUUGGUGUUUGAAUCUAGUGGUGUUUAAGAUUUUGGGUUCUCGAAGGAUUUUUAAAUGUUUCUUUGAAAAGCAAGAAAAACACAAUUAAUCACCUAUAUCUGAAAUGGAAAAUAAUAUUUUGCAAAAAUCAUGUGUGCUAAAAAGGCAAACUAUUUCUGGUUUUAUCUUCAUAAAAUGUAGUGGUAGCAGUAAUAGUAGCAGAUUUGUGAGUAACAUAUUCUUCCCUAUAUUUUCCACUUUAAAAUUUGUUUAAUAUUCUGUCAUAAUAUUUUGCACAGAAUUUUUCUAAAAAUUCCCAUCAUAAAAAUAAUUUGGGCAUUUAACUGGAACGUUUGAAAUAGUGCCAAAAGGGCAUGCAUGAUGAUUGUGUAUAUAUUUUUAAAUUCUACUAAAGACCUUUUUCUCUGGGAUGGAGAUGGUCGUUAUAUAGAGCAUUGACUGUACUUGUGACUGAUAUUACUCAUUCAAAUUCAAACAGAAUAUAAAAAGAUAAGGUAAAAGUUCAAUGUCAUGAUUUGCUUAAACAACUGCCAGUAAAUAUUGGAUUUCUUUUUAAAGUUUAUUAAUAUGUCAGGUAAAAUAACUAUUUGGUUGCAUGGGCAGAGCAAAACUCAUUUUACUAUGCAAAACAUUUAUAACAGGUCAAAAUAUGAAAAAUUGAAAUAAACA